This is a messenger RNA of Neogale vison (American mink), 1353 nucleotides long. RefSeq names its product transmembrane protein 255B (gene TMEM255B). The record is from RefSeq and is a predicted model, not a curated record. The transcript is spliced from 12 exons. NCBI's taxonomy places the organism in Eukaryota, Metazoa, Chordata, Mammalia, Carnivora, Mustelidae. The coding region runs from base 1 to 1353 and encodes 450 amino acids.
AUGCAGCCGCCGGCGCCUGGGCCCCUGGCCCUGCUGGACACAACAGAAGGGUUUGCGAGGAGAAAGAAGGACGCCCUUUGGUUUGUGGGGUCUCUGCUUGUGGUCUCUGCUGCCAUUCUGACCGUCGGCCUUGCCGCCACCACCCGGACGGAGAACGUGACCGUGGGGGGCUACUGCCCAGGGAUCAUCCUCGGCUUUGGAGCUUUCUUAGGAAUUAUUGGCCUCAACCUGGUGGAGAAUAGAAGGCAAAUGCUGGUCGCGGCCAUCGUGUUCGUCAGCUUCGGCGUGGUGGCGGCCUUCUGCUGCGCCCUCGUGGACGGCGUGUUCGCGGCCCGGCACAUAGAGCCCAGGCCCCUCACCGCGGGAAGAUGCCAGUUCUUUGCCAGCGAGGUGGGGUACGUGCGCGACGCCCACCAGACGGAGGUCGCCUGUCACUCCUCGAGCGGCUCGUGCCCCCUGAAGGUGAAGAGCGGCUCCUGCUACUGCUGUGAGCUCUACAGGUGCCAGAGCACAGAGCACCCUCCCGUCUACUACGAGUUCGUGGGCGUGCGCUCCUGCCGGGACGCGCUGCACCUGCACCGGCUGCUCUGGGCCUCCGCGGUGCUGAACGUGCUGGGCGCGCUCCUGGGUGUCCUCACGGCAGCUGUCCUGGGGGCCUUCAAGGACAUGGUCCCCCUGUCCCAGCUGGCUUACGGCCCGUCUGCUCCACCUCAGACCCUCUACGACCCUGCCCAGCAGAUCCUGGCCUACGCGGGCUUCUGCCCGGCACCUGUGGCCCUCCCCACCUGCUCGUCCUACCCUCUGCCUCUCCAGGGCAGGCCUGGACUUUCCUCCCUGGGCCUCCUCGGCCGCUCUGACCAGCGUGUGCAGGAGCGGCGUCAUCGACGCACAGACCGUCGGAUCGUGAUGGCUGGGGGGGCGGCCCGCGUCUCCUGCGAGAGGUUGGAACUGCUCUGCGGCCGCUUCCCCGCCUCGACUCCCAGGGACCCCCCUGUGUCCGAGGACGCGCAGCCUCCCAAUGCCCCACCUCUCUGUGUGCCAGCCCGCUUCCUCCCCGGGGCUCCAGGUUUGCAGCCCGGAAGCAACGGCACAUUUGUCCGGAGGAAAUCCCUCCUAUGGGGCCUGGAGCUAAGGAACCAGCACAGCGUGGCUGAGGCCGUUGGUCCCGCCAAGCCGAGGGGCCGGAUCCCUUCCCUGAGCUCGCUGUCCCGUGGGGUCUGGACGGGGAAGAGGGGCCAGCUCUGGGGCCUCCAGGCUGUGCCCCAGACCCCCGCCGGCCUGCAGGGAGCAACCUGCUUCCUCCCAGGCUUGGGGCUGCCCCUCACAGGGCCCAGCCUGACGGAGAGCCGCUGA